Molecule: messenger RNA, 2632 nt
Organism: Protopterus annectens (West African lungfish)
Lineage: Eukaryota; Metazoa; Chordata; Ceratodontiformes; Protopteridae
Gene: ZBTB49
Product: zinc finger and BTB domain containing 49
Exons: 8
Coding region: 103-2400 (765 amino acids)
Biological process (GO): regulation of transcription by RNA polymerase II
Cellular component (GO): nucleus
Molecular function (GO): RNA polymerase II cis-regulatory region sequence-specific DNA binding; protein binding; DNA-binding transcription factor activity, RNA polymerase II-specific
Source: RefSeq, a predicted model, not a curated record
GUUUAGCGACGUAAACAGGCGUCCAUAGUUUUGCUCUUGGCUAGCUUUUGGGAAAAACGGGAGAAAUGCUCUUUGUACAGGGGCAUUUGGAGGCGAAUCAGCAUGAAUCCACUUGCUAGUCACAGCUGCCAUCUCCUUCAACAGCUCCAUGAGCAGCGUAUUCAGGGUCUUCUAUGUGACUGCAUGUUAGUGGUAAAAGGAGUCUGCUUCAAGGCACAUAAGAAUGUUUUAGCCGCAUUCAGCCAGUAUUUCAGAUCAUUAUUUCAGAAUUCAUCAGGACAGAAAAGUGACAUUUUUCAUCUGGAUAUUAAAAACGUUGGUGGGAUUGGCCAAAUCCUGGACUUCAUGUAUACCUCUCAUCUUGACCUUAACCAGGACAAUGUACAGAAUUUGCUUGAGAUUGCUCAGUGUUUACAAGUACAGAAUGUGCUGAACAUGUGUUAUACAUUUUUAAAGUCAUCAUCUUCUGUCACUGACCCAACCAGCAGCCUUUUAAAUAAUGGUGGAUUUUCUUUACAUGGUACAGUGACAACAGGCACAGAGUGCAUUUUGAGUGAGAAUUAUACUUCUGAACUGCUAGGUCACUGCCCAGUUGAUACAGCAUCACAGAUCAGUAAAGAGACAGAAAUCAGGCAUUCUAAUAGUCUGCGACAAGAAGCUGUCUCUAACCAGCAAGUAAGCAAUGUUCAGAAGCAUGCAUCUGAUCUUUUAGACAGAAAUUCUUCAGGACCUCCAUUUAAACAGACUGGGAUCCAUUACAAACCAAGGAAUUUUUAUAGUAAGCAGUUCUUCAAGCAAAAUGCUGAUACCAGCCAGGAGAGAGCACCAGAGCAACUAACUUUUAAUAUAUCUGCAGAUCUUAAUCCCUCGAGUACCACGGAAUGUACAGCAAAUGGUGCAGUAUGCCUAUCUGACUCCCAGGAACAUUUGCCUGUGACACCAACAUUAAGUGAAUCUUUGAAUGAUCAGAAUUCUGAAUGCACUGUACCUCAGGCUAAUGAGCAAAUGAAGCUUCAAAAACCAGUGUAUUUGAAAAAAUUUAAUUAUUUGAGGGCACAGAGAUCUCCACAAGAACCUGCUUUUCAGUCUCAACAAGUGGAAAACAGUAGUGCCGAAAAGGUUUUGGAGUCUGUACUUUAUGAAAACCCUGUAGAAAAUCAAGAAGUUACUACAAAUGAUGAAAAGGAAUCUGGUCUUGAACAGCUGACUUCAGAUGAUCUCGAAAAGUCUAACAGCAUACCUGCAUCUCAAGCCAAUAGCACCAGCAAACACGAGGACCCAUUAGUAUCAUUCCACUCACAAAAGCACUAUUGUUGCAAAAUGUGCAUGAAAUCUUUUAAACAUCCGAGCAAUUUGGAACUGCACAAACGUUGCCAUACAGGUGAGAAACCAUUUGAAUGCAGCAUAUGUGGAAAACAUUUCUCUCAGGCAGGCAAUCUGCAGACUCACUUGCGUCGUCAUUCAGGUGAAAAGCCAUUUAUCUGUGAGAUCUGUGGAAAGAGGUUUGCAGCUUCUGGGGAUGUGCAGCGUCACAUAAUUAUCCAUACAGGAACUAAACCACACUUAUGUGAUACCUGUGGUCGAGGAUUUAGCAACUUCAGUAAUCUAAAGGAACAUAAAAAGACUCACACAACUGAUCAAGUAUAUACUUGUGACGAAUGUGGAAAAUCUUUCAAUAUGCAGCGAAAGUUAGUGAAGCAUCGAAUCAGACACACUGGAGAUCGACCAUAUAGCUGUUCAACAUGUGGGAAUAAAUUUGCAGGAUCUGGUGAUUUGCGCAGACAUGUAAGAACUCACACUGGAGAAAGACCAUAUACCUGUGAUUUGUGUGGUAAGUGUUUCACCCGAUCUGCUGUUUUGCGAAGACACAAAAAAAUGCACUGUAAGGACAGUGAAGAUGGGCAGAGUACAGUUGAAGUAAUCACUCAUGCCAUUGAAAACUCCUACUGUCGGCCUGCUUUACAGAAGUCGCACAGUUCUGAAUCCUUUGAUCAGGACAUGCCUGUUACUUUAUCUGAGAAGCUUUCUGCUCACCAGCCAGACACACCUGCUAGUGAAGAAUUUCAUUCCUGUUCUUCAAGUCCAUAUUCUAAAUUCGGUGUGUCAGUUCAAGAUGUGAAGACUAAUAUUGACUCAAGUAAAGUUUCAAAGCCGCAGACGGAUACAGCAUCCCAGCAGUCUUAUUCUUACAGAAGUAUGCACUCACCAGCUGCUGAGGAACCUCUUCCAUCUCAGAACAUCUCCUUAAUGCGCUCCUCCAUCUCCUCUUUGGACAGUCAGUGUGGUGAACCAUUGGGAAGUCAUACAACUUGUAAAAACAAUGAUGGACCAUUUUUUUCUAGUGUGGCACUCUGGGGUUUAGCUAUGAAAACUUUACAGAGUGACAGUGAAAUAGACUAACAAGUCUUCUCCGGAUGAGAUAUUUUGAAAAACAUAAUUGAGGCAAAACCUUUGUCUUUAUUGCCAUACAAAAGAAAAUACAGUAUUUUCAUUGUCAUUCCUGAAAUAAUAUACCUGUUAAUUUCAUUUUGGAAUUUGUCAGUGUAGUUUAUCAAUUUUCAUUUGUUCUACUGCUUUGCAAGGUUUUGCAGAUAAUGCAAAAAGAUCAAAUAAAUGAUAAAAUUUGGUUUAA